Talaromyces atroroseus is the source of this 1326-nucleotide messenger RNA. RefSeq lists its product as hypothetical. The transcript has 3 exons. Bases 1 to 1326 code for a protein of 441 amino acids. Lineage: Eukaryota; Fungi; Ascomycota; Eurotiomycetes; Eurotiales; Trichocomaceae. The record is from RefSeq and is a predicted model, not a curated record.
AUGCCCUUUCUAAACACGCGCAUAAGGCGGCUUCUGGGCAGGCUGCUCAUCUUGGCCAUAUUCGGCAUUCUAACCGACACUUCCUGGGUCAUAUACCGCGCGAACAACACAAUAUCGGCUGCUGGUCAGUCGAAUUCGGGCAUUGAAUUGGUUGGUGGCGAAGGAGAAGGGACGCAAAAGGGGGGGAAACAGCGCAUAUUCAUAUCUAGCACGCACUGGAACAACGAGGCUAUCCUAAGGUCGCACUGGAACACGGCGCUGGUCCAACUGGUCAAAUCCCUGGGUCCGGAGAAUGUAUUUGUCUCGAUUAUCGAGAGUGGCAGCUGGGAUGGCACCAAAAAUGCCCUCCAUGACCUCGAUGAUGCACUGGGCCAGAUGGGAGUGAAACGCAGCAUUAGCAUGAGUGAAACGACACAUUCGGAUGAAAUUGCCAAAGUGCCUAAGGACAAGGGCAAGAGAGAUGGAGAGGGGGAAGAGGAUGAGGAGGAGGAGGAGGAAGAGGAUGGCUGGAUUUACACGUCGCGAGGGCGCAAGGAGUUGAGGAGGAUACCGUUUCUGUCAAAGCAGAGGAACGAUAGUUUGAAGCCCUUGGUUGCUCUCGAAAGCAAGUUUGGGAUGCGGUUUGAUAAGAUUUUGUUUUUGAAUGAUGUCGUUUUUACGAAUGACGACUUCUACACCCUCCUCAACACAAAUCAUGGCUCUUAUGCGGCAGCCUGCGCAUUGGACUUUUCCAAGCCACCUUACUUUUACGACACGUUUGCCCUCCGUGACGUUGAAGGCCAUGAGGUGAUGAUGCAGACAUGGCCGUAUUUUCGAGCCAGUCAAUCUCGACAAGCACUUGAGCAUGGCGAGGCGACUCCAGUGCGAAGCUGUUGGAACAGUAUGGUCAUAAUGGACUCUGCCCCUUUCUAUGACACUGCACACCCACUCCGAUUCCGCGGCAUCCCAGACAGUCUAGCCAAAUACCACCUUGAGGGCUCAGAAUGCUGUAUUAUCCACGCCGACAACCCCCUCUCCGCCGAGAAGGGGGUAUGGUUGAACCCAAAUGUGCGAGUAGGCUACGACGGCAAAGCUUACGAAUACGUGCAUGCACCUGGGUGGCCAUCGUCAUCUUCUUCGACCAGUAGUAAAUGGCGAAUCUGGAGAUGGACGUGGGAGAGUCGUCUUCGUCGGUGGUUUACUACGGAUCGUUUCAAGCGAAAGGCUGUUUCACGUCGAGUGAAAGAGUGGCAGACGACGACUAUGGAAGGAAGAGAGGAAAAGGGAAGUUUCUGUCUAGUGAAUGAGAUGCACGUGUUGGCUGAGAACGGAUGGGCGCAUAUCUGA